Molecule: messenger RNA, 682 nt
Organism: Polychytrium aggregatum
Lineage: Eukaryota; Fungi; Chytridiomycota; Chytridiomycetes; Polychytriales
Product: Yqey-like protein-domain-containing protein
Exons: 2
Coding region: 14-577 (187 amino acids)
Cellular component (GO): mitochondrion
Molecular function (GO): carbon-nitrogen ligase activity, with glutamine as amido-N-donor
Source: RefSeq, a predicted model, not a curated record
CCAUCUUACCACCAUGAGCUGGAUCUUCAGCCGAGCCACUGUCGCCGCCCUAGUUGCUGCACGCCCCGUCAUCCGGUCUUCUGUCCGGCCGGCUCUGCGAUUUGCUCCGUCGCUCCGGUUCGCUUCGACCGAUGCCGAUCUCAAGGCCACCCUCAAGGAGGAUCUGAAAAAGGCCAUGCGCAGUGGUGACAAGACCCGCACUGUUGCCAUCAAGUCGAUCCUCUCCGACAUCACAUAUGCCGAGAAGGCAGGCACCGACGUCGUCCCCUCCGUCUCGACCCUGAUCCAGCGCUCUGUCAAGAAGCGUCAGGAUGCUGCCGAGCAGUAUCGCGCUGCCGAUCGCGCCGACCUUGCCGAGAAGGAGGAGUACGAAAUCAGUGUCCUGAAGGACUAUCUGCCAAAGCAGCUAUCGGAGCAGGAGGUUGAGGUCGUUGUCCGCGCCAAGGCUGCCGAGAUCGGCGCCACGGGCGUUAAGGACCUGGGCAAGGUCAUGAAGGAGGUCGGCCCGGCCCUGGACGGCUCGGCGCCCAAGAAGCUGAUUUCGGAGGUUGUCAAGCGAGUGCUGCAGUCUUUGUAGGCGGGGACACGAUGGGAGCAGAGCGCUCAUUUCCGAGGCAACCAGCUGCUAUCUUCUGGGUCUCCAAAUACACUGGUCCGCCCCCGUGGGACCGAUUAAUUUGUA